GCAGCAUCCCCGGCUUUCUGCUGGACCCCCUCCGCGGCGUCCUCCGGGCCGGCCGGCGUCGCGCCACUGCGGUCCCGCUUUGGAGGCAGAGCCGGGGCGGGAGGGGUCGGGGCCAAAGGUCGAGCCCCCCCUUGCUUGCUCUCUUCGGCCCAUCCCUUCUUUUUCUCCCCCCUCCAGCGGCGGGGAGGGGGCAAGGACGAAGUUUGCUAGCCGCCCACCCGCCCGGGGGGAGGCGUCGGAUUCCCCCUCUCCUCCUCCAUCCUCCUCCUCCCCGCUGCCCUCCUUUCCUUCCUUCCUCCUUUCCUUCCUUCCUUCCUCCUUUCUCCCCUCCCCCCGAAAGACGGCCAGCGGCUCCCCCCUGCCCACCAUGCUGCCUCUGUGGCUCCUGGUCAGCUCGGGCUUGAUCGCCGCCAGCCGAGGAAAUCUCUCGCACGAUCGAAGCCAGCCGGUGACUGCCGAUGAAGUCGUGGUGGCGGGUUCAAAGGUGAUUCUCUCCUGCAAGGUGGAGGAUCCGGAAGAUUCCUCGCUCCAGUGGUCCAAUCCUGCUCAGCAGACGCUCUACUUUGGAGAAAAACGAGCACUACGAGACCUUCGGAUCCAGCUGGAGAAUUCAACGGCCAACGAGCUGAGCAUAAGCAUUGACAACACCACACUGGCCGACGAGGGAGAAUACACCUGCACGAUAUUCACCCGGCCCGUCCGGACUGCGAAAGCGAUGGUCACUGUGUUGGGAAUCCCACAGAAACCUCAAAUCUCGGGUUACUCAGGUCCUCUUAGGGAAGGAGACGUAGCCCUGUUGACGUGUGCCUCCUCUGGCAGUAAGCCAGCUGCUCAGCUUAGAUGGAAUAAAGGUGACAGAGUCUUGACAGGCCAGUCGUUGGAAGUCUCCAAAGAUGCAAAUGGGAAAACUUUUACAGUCAGCAGCCAAGUCGAAAUUAUGGUUGGCAAAGAGGACGAUGGAGCAGACGUUACGUGCACGGUGGACCACUCCUCUCUGCAAAUCUUUGAGAAAUCCGCCUCGCAGCGUCUCUCCGUCUUCUACAAACCGACGGCAAAAAUCGAAUCCAAACCGGAGCAUCCACAAGAAGGGGACAGCUUAGUGCUUCAGUGCAAAGGAGAAGGGAAUCCGAUCCCUCAGGAAUACAGGUGGGAGAAGGAUGGAGCUGACACGGCCUUGUUGGAUGCUCAAGAUGACAUCCUCAGCUUCCCCAACCUAAACAAAAGCGACAGUGGGACUUAUAUUUGCUAUGCUUCCAAUCUGGUGGGCAGGUCUUCUGCGAAAUACACCCUGUCCGUCAGCGAUGCCAGUCCCAUGACACCACAAAGGAGCAGCUAUCACGCCAUUGUUGGGGGCGUGGUAGCCUUCAUCAUCUUCUUCCUCCUUAUCCUCCUCAUCGUUCUGGGACACUACUUGAUUCGGCACAAAGGUACCUAUCUGACCCACGAGGCCAAAGGCUCAGACGACGCCCCGGAUGCCGACACAGCCAUUAUCAACGCAGAGGGAGGUCAACCAGGCGGGGAUGACAAGAAGGAAUAUUUCAUCUAAGAGGGGAAGGGUGGGGCAUGGUGGCAGGGCAGCAAGGGGGGAGAAAGAGGAGGAGGAGGAGGAGGAGGAGGAAGGGAAAAAAAAGGAAGAAGUAGUGGCCAAUUGGACCCCGACCUCAACCAUUGGAUGACAACGGCACCCACCCACCCAAUAUGUCUAUGGCAUUUCUCUCGUGCCCAGGAAAGAAUUGGACGGGGAGACUGGAGAAAGGCAGGGCCGAGAUUAACGGUAGACGGAGAAGAAGAAAGAGAGAGAGAAAGAGAGAGAGAGAGAGAGAAAGAAGGAGGGAGGGGCAUAAAAAAGAUCAGCUGGCUCAUGAUGCUUCUUGAACUUGUAUAAAACAUUGCAACCACGUGGGAGGGGGGGAAGUCCCCCCCACCCCAUCUGAACAUUGGGAAUCCUUGGAAACCAACAAAAGCCCCCCCCCCAGCUUUUCCUGCUUGCUCGUAUCUACAUUCCUGCGGCUGACAAGCUCACACUAAACACACAGAGCUGAAGAGUGAGUGGUGAUGCUAUCUUCCUUCCUGUUCUCCUUCCUUCCUUCCUUCCUUCCUUCUGGCUUGUUUUCAGGGCUGUUGGUUUGAGGGGGGUCUCUCCCCUCCCCUCUUCUUCCCCCCCCCUCCCUUUUUUUUUUUUCCUUUUUUCUUCCUUUUUCCUUUUCCAAGGUCUCUGGUUCCUGUCCCCUUCUGUUGUGGGCAUGUCUUGAUGGUAGGGUUAGGGGAGCGUUUGAGGGAUUGGAUGGGUCUGCGUUCUUUAGGAGGGUCCUCAUUGUGGGCUACGGCCUCCAGGAUAAAAUCAGCUUGUGCAAACAAACAAACAAAAAAAAACCAAAUCAAUCAAUUGGGAGGUUAGCAUACACUGCUCUGGAGUAUAGACCCCCCCCCACGGGUGCUUUGUAGGUCCUUCCACCCAGUGAGAAAUCUUUUUUAAUUUCUCCUGCAAAUCGGAUCUUGGAGGGGGUGAAGGACCAAAAGGUCCAGAUUAAUUGAACUGAGAGACAAAGUAAGAUAUAUUUUAAAAGGUCACAGAGUUCCAUGGGCCUCAAAUGAUGCCGCUGGUGUUUGAAGAAUCUUUUCUUUCCGGGUCGUCCUGAAAAAGAAGGAAGGGUCUCUUGUUUUUGAAGUCCUUCUUGAUCUGGUGCCCAUUCCUUCAAUCUUCUUCAAACAAGCUGGUACUAGUUACCUGAAUCCUCUUUAUUCAGAAAAAAAUUAAUCUCAAAUCAUUUGGAUUCUUGGUUUGGAUAAAUUGCUACUAGUUAUUUAAAUUCUGAAUAAUUGGCGUCAGUUCCUCGGGGCCAGUGAUCUGGACGAAUUAAUACCAGUAAUUAAUUAAUACUCCAGUCCUCUUGAUUUUGAGCACCAGUUAUUCGGAUCCAAGUUUUGGACAAAGGGGUAAUUGAUUUGGAUCCUUUUCAUUCAGACAAAUUGGUACCAGCAGCUCGAAUUUUUUGCGAUUCGGAACAAUCGGUCCUUGAUAACUGCUUGAUUUGGACAACGAGUACCAAUCGCUCGAGUGAUCUUGAAGAAUCGGUAUCUCUUACUUUCGGUUCUCGUGAUUUGCACAAAUUUGGGAGGGGGGGUCUGCACUUGGAUCCGCCUACUUUGUGUGGGUACCAGCUCCCGGGGGGGGGGGAAGUGGGGAAGGGUCUAUGCCGAAGGGAAAGUCCUUGUGAACUGAUUUUAUCCUUCAGUCUCGUUUCGUUGCUCUCUCUGUCCGAAGAGAAGAAUGUUGUUUUUGUGGUCUGUGUAAAUGAGGGGCGCCAGCUACCCAAUUGAAGUCUCUACCCAAACCCAUGGCAAAAAAAAAAAAAAAUUGUGACAGUGUAGUUGGGUGUCGUCAAAGCUUCCCAAUCCUGGGAGGUGGGGAUGGUGGUGGACACGGGUGUUUUAAAGGGGUCGGGAUGGAGGCCCCUCGCCAGGGUCUUCCUCAUUGAGCCACACUGUGUCAGUGUACCGGGGUGUCACACCCUUCUGCGUCUUCCUUGUCGUAGAGAGGAGAAAGGACUUUGGGGGGGGGAGCAUCACAAAUUCCAGCCUCCAAAGUGUCCAGCGAUGGGGAGAGUUGCACCAACAGGGUUCUUGAAAGCAACCGCCUCCGCCAUAAACUCUUAUUGUUCACUGCUAAUUACAAAAUGGGGAAGAAGGGAGGUCACUCGGAUCUCACCCGCCCCCCCCCCAUGAAUACAAUUACAAGCAAAUGGCCGCCAUUUUCUAUCACCCGGACAGGAAAUGGUGGCGUUUGGCAAACUCACUUGUGCUCCGUUUCGUUGCAAAUCCCAUGUCUCGAUCUCACAAUGGGAUCCCGGAAGGAUAAGUUUAUGUUUACUCACAAUCAGGAAACUCGCGUGAUUUUUGCGUGUGAAGAUCAGGCCCGGAAAGUAAUAAGCUUGCCAGCCGAUACGACAACAAAUUGUAAACCUUCGUAACAACACACUUUUUAAAAAGUAAAGCAUCUACCCGGCCGCUUUAUCGUAAAAGCCUAUAGUAAAUGGAGUGGGGGGGGAAAUCACAUGACCACUGCCAGUGUUUUAAACGUUUUCACCAACGCCUCAGUGAGGGCUAGGAACGUGGUGGAUCUUUGCAUGAAAUAAAGCAACAUGAACUUGAAAUGUUUGCAUGAAACAAAAGGGUUGACUUUUGGCGUUUUAACAUCCAGUCCGGGGUGGGUAAAUCUGUUGCCUUAGCUUUGCGAGUUUACAACAACUUUUUAGUGUUGUUUUUUUUUUAAAUUUAGUAGGAUGGGUAUACAGGCAGAGAACAAAAUCAACACAAUUUUUGUGUUGAUUCCUAGUUUUGGCAGGAUGUAGCAUUUGGGAGGGAAGUCUUUCUCCAGCAGAUCAGAUUUUGCAAUUCUGGGUCUCCAAAGCCACUCAACUUUUGAGGACAUCCAACCUGUAUCCAUGCAUGAUCUUCUGGCAACUUCUAUAAUUCAGAUCUGCAGCCUGGCUGGAGAUAGCUAGAAUUUCCAGAAUAAGCUGGAUUUAUUUCAUCCGGUCAUUUAUUUGGAAUUUCUCAGCGUGUGAUUUGAGGCUGCUAAAAAAAACCCAACCUCUGGAUAGAUGAUUGAGUCCCCUACCCCACAUCUAAUUGUGAGGGACCCAUGGAAAAUCUCAUUAAGAGUUAUCUCCUGGGGUUAUGCAAUUCCAUGUUGCAUCCGUGCGAUGGGACAAAUCCGUGCAGGAAAGUCCCCCAAGCUGAUUCAGUGGCUUGAAUGGAACAGAGCCAUUCGGAUGAUUUGGGAAAAGAUCUUGAAAAUUUGAUUUGUCGGAAUCCAGCUGGACAUUUUCAACCCAGCCCUUCUGUUCGGAACUUCAAAGCAAUGUUUCAGAUCACAUCUGUCGGAAUCGGCUCUCUGGAUAUUCCGAUUUUUCCAAUGGCAUGGAUUCAACAAAGUGGAUUAAACUUGAUUUUCAGCACUUGGUCUCUCUUUUCGAAAGCAAUGUCCUCUUCAUGGGGCAAUCUGGGGUGGGUGUUAUCCCUACGAACACAGUAUUUCUCCCCCUUGGCACGUUUAAGAUGGGUGGCCUUCAACUCCCAGAAUUCCCCUGCCAGGUUUUCUGGGAGUUGGAAGUCCAUCCAUCUUAAACUUGGCAAGGUGGACAGAUACUGGCCUAAAGUUUUAAGAGCGCAAAUCCACCAGGCCUCAAUCAAUAUGAGAAAAAGCCGACAAUUGAAGUCUUCAAGGUCUUUGUGUGCUGGAAAGACAAACACAAGGUUACUUGUGGCUGUGUGUUUUGUGUGCAUCGCUAAUUAGAGGCGGUGUUUUGCCCUGGCUGUCUCUUUCCGCAUGCAACAAUUGCUUCCUUUGUGGAUGUUUCCUCUUCAGCGGUUUGUGUGUGUUCAUUUCCAACCCCGAAUGAACAUGCAGGGGUUGCAUUGCCUUUUCAAACAGAUCAGCUGCUUUUGCUGUUUUAAAUUCUCUGCCUGUUUUAUUUCCCUGUUUUCCCCUGGGUGACUCAGCCUGCCCCAAUCCCCACUCCGAAAAGACGGGUUCAGCCUCAGAUCAGCUGUCUGUGUUGCAUUUAAAAACCGAAGCGCAUGGAUUUUAAUGUUUGCAUGGCUUUGCCAGUUAGGACAUAUUUUAAGAGUAACAGGCAGUUGCUUUUGCUAAAAAGAAACAAAAUAUUUCAACUCCUAGAGGGCUGUUCUCUUUCUUUCUUUCUUUCUUUCUUUCUUUCUUUCUUUCUUUCUUUCUUUCUUUCUUUCUUUCUUUCUUUCUUAUAAAGCUUUGCAACGGGUCCGUAAAGAGAUGCCACGCCAAUUGUUCCUAUUAUGCAAAAGAUGCCCUCAUAUGGACUAGAACCAUGAGUUUUUCAGACAUGCUUUUGCUAAAAGAAAAAAAAAUUCAACUCCUGCAGGACUGCUCUUUCUUUUUUUCUUCCUUCAUUCCUUCCUUCCUUCCUUCCUUCCUCUUCUUUCUCUUCUUUCUUUCUCUUCUUUCUUUCUUUCUUUCUUUGUAAUAAAGCUUUGCAACGGGUCCGUAAAGAGAUACCGUGCCAAUUGUUCCUAUUAUGCAAAGGAUGCCCUCAUAUGGACUAGAUUCUAGAACCAUGAGUUUUUCAGACAUGUAAAUAUUUGGUUUCUGGAAUAGAGAGGCCUUCUGAAUUUAUUUCCUCUUCUCUCUCUCUAAGAAAUAAAUGGCUUUGUAUCAUCAACAACAACGCUGCAAGAAUAGAUAAAUGAAAAUAAUAAUAAUAAUAAUUCAAGGUGGCCAUUGAGGGCUGUGGUUUUAUUGGUGGUGUUAUUGUUGCUAUAAUUAUUGUCAUUAUUAUUGCUCUUACUGUUAUCAUGCCAUCUUUUCAGGAGAUCACUUUCAUGACAGAUCUUGAAAAACCACAGUUCUUUUUUUUUAAAAAAAUCAAUCUUUGUAGGAAAGGAAUGCGUUAUUUCUCAAGGCUUUUUUAAUCCCUGUAUUUAUUAGCAGAAUCGAAGAAAGGACAGUGCUUUGUAAGGUUUGGGUGUCUGAUGCAAAAGGCGAUGCAGAUCCUCAAAAUGUUGAGGUGGUGGGGAAAGGAUUUGAUCUGCAACCUUCUCCCUCUAAUUUCCUGACACAGUUACAAAAUAAAAACAAAAAGAAAUCAGUUCAGACCCCUGAAAAGGGCAACCGAGAUUUAAAGAAAAGCUGGAUAAAAAGCAGAAGGAAAAAAGAGAAUAAGAAUAAAGGGAUAGAAAAGGAGAAUGCCCCACCCACUUUAUGCCCUGCCUGGUUUUGUCCUGGCCCCACCCACUUUGCAUUCUGACCCCACCCACUUUGCACUCUGCUCACUUGAAUCCCAUCUUCCUCCAACAUUCUCAACCCUCUGGCCAGGCCCAGCCAUGUUCCUAGUCCUCAAGAUCAACAUCUUUUUUUUUAACUUUUUUUUUGCCUGUUCCUCCCUUCCCUUCCCUCUAAAGGUUUCUUCGGGAAUCUCCUGCUUUCUUCCAUCACCCCCUUCCCCCACCUCACAACAGCCCUGCAAGGAAACGGUCCAGAAAGCCUAGAACCAAUUAAACGAAUCAAUUGAGCCUGAGACAGAGAAGAGAGAGAAGGCCUGAGCGUUUCCAUCUUGACGUAUGGUUCAAACGCAGGGACGGAAUUGUUCCUAUGAGACAGGCUGUUAAAUUGCAAAACUGCAAAGAUUUAUUGACCGUGUGGUUGGUUGAGUUGAGCAGAGACUCUGCUCCACAGCCUCUCCACCGCCCGCCGUUCUAUAACUUAAAAUAAAAAAUAACCAGGUCUGCAACUAAUAUCCCAAUAACGUUGCACCGCGGCGAUCUUAGUGGCAAAGAACUGCAAAAUCUAGUUACAACUCCGGGGAACAUAAAUAAAUUGUGUCUUUUCAGUCAGCCAGAAAAGAACCCAGUCCUAUGUUUUUUUUUUAUUUAUUUAUUUAACAGUGCAUCAGCAAAAGAUUGGAAGCAAAACACAGUUCUAAGAAAGAGCAGAAUCCCUCUCAUUAAAAAAAAACAAAAUUUUUAAAACUCAGCUGUCUUCUAACCAGCCGGUCAGUGAACUAACAUCUAACGUGCCCAUUGUGCCAAACCUAGUUAAUUGUCAGCUGAGUUAAAUGUCAUUUGAGGGGAUUGUGGUUGUGCCAAAUCUGCCAGUCUGGUUUAAUAGCUUGCCCAUCCAGAGUGGGGAUAGUAUGGUGGGAAGCCUGUUGUGUCUUCCCAAAAUGAGACUUGCAGAGAUAAGGGAUAACAAACUUAGUGACUUAACAUCACUUAAAUAGGAGGGCGGAAAAAAAACAACACUUUGCACUUUUAAAAGGAACACACACACACACACACACACCCUUGCAUUUUUAAAAGUCUGGCUCUGAUUAUCCUAUCGGCACCCCACCACAACUGUGCUUCUGCCCUUAGAGAUCAAGACAAAUCGUCGCUUAAAGUUGUGACAGAUACAAAUAUGCUGUGCGAAUCGCCCCUGGGAACUGGGGGAGGGGGCUAUAAAACUGUCCCACCACCCUCCCCAAGUCUGUAAGUUGUCCUCUCUCUAAAUUGUCAUCCGGUUAACAUCUUCUCCAGUGUGAAACAGCCCUCAUUCUGCACAUCAGCCUCGCAAGAACCAAUUGUGUGUCAGCUCAUUUGUCUCCCCGGCCUCCAUUUUUCCACGAGAAUAAUUUCUCAACCACCGUGAGAGGCUUGCUAACUGUGCAUCUGUUGUGUUUUGCACCUCCAUCCUCCUCAUUUCUUCCUUGGGGAUAGUCACAGCCCCUCAACGGACGGUCCACAAGCCUUGAGAUCUGAUUCCAGAGGUUGGCUGGGCCAGGCCCCUGCAUUUUAUUGGGACCCCUGAGGACCUCUAAUUAUAAUAAUAAAGUUGGAAGGGACUUUGGAGAUCAUCUAGUCCAACCCCCUGCUCAGGCAGGAAACCCUGUACCAUUUCAGCCAAAUGGCUGUCCAGUCUCUUCUUAAAAACCUCCAGUGUUGGAGCAUUCACAGCUGCUGGAGGCAAGUAAGUUCCACCGAUUAAUUGUUCUGUCAGAAAUUGACCCCUCCCUGCUUCAUAUUGCUUCCAAUACUAUCAGCCCCCCCCUUUUUUAAACUCUUACCUACCACCAACAGGGAGCUAUGAUGGUGAUAAGCAGGUGCACAAAAUGUUGCAUCUCUUUGCAAAUGUCCAUGCUAUCUGCAAGACUAUUUUCUCCGCACUUUUAACACAAACAGGGGAUCUUCCGUUGCUAAAUGCCAGCACACUGCUCCCGCUGCUUCCAACCCAUCAGCAGCUUUUUCAGCUAAUAACCACUGUCAGAAAUGUGAGUUCCCCCCCUUUUUUUAAAAAAAAAAAAAAAGGCGAAUGAUAUUUGAAUAAGCUGCUCUUUACAUCCACUGAAGCCAUCUUUUAAGAAGGCAAACCAGAGGAGGCGUCCAGCCAAACAAACUUAGGAAGGUGAUGCGUGGAAGGGCGGAAUCUGGGCUGAGAUUUCGUGCAUGAGAAUCGGUUGGUUCAGGCCCGUUGUUGUGUUUCUGGGCAGGUUGUGCGGAUGGGGUGUUUUUGGCCCUGCCUGUUUUUUUCCCCAUUGCAUUUAAUUUUGCCUGCCUGCCUUGCGAGGUAGUCUCUGCACCCAGGAUUUGAAAGAGACUUUAAAAGGUGGGUUUACUGGGAUCUGGGAAUGUUCCAAGGGAGGAAAAACUUCACUUUUGCAGCUAACAGACUCCUCUGCCCAAAAAAAAACAUGGAGCCAACGGUCGUAGGAAGAAAGAAACUGCUUAGCUUGAUAAAACAAAGGUCUACUUUCCCGUUGUUGUUUUUUUUCAAUUGACUCUCUAGAGACGAUUGACUUCCCAUUUGAAUUGUGAGAAAAGAAGCAGAAUUCCACAUUGGCAAAGGGGCCAGACCCACUUUAUAUCUAUUAAUUUAUACGUCUACCCCUCCCCAAUAUUCUGGUGAAUUUACUUACCUUUUGCUCAUGGUUUUCUUGUUUUAUUUCAUUGUUACGGCAUUGUUUAUGAAAACGAUGGAGUUUGCAAACAGGAGCCCAACAGUUUAGGUCAGGAGUCUCCAGACUUUAUGACUUCUUGACUUCAACUCCCAGAAUCCCCCAGCCAGUCAAGUUAGUUUCUAGCUCUUUGUUGCGCGUGUUCUUACUUAGAAUGACCACCAGGAGGCAGCAUGGGAUUAUGAUAGGACAAAACCGGUCACCUACUGUCCCCUGGUGGUCACUUACCAAUUGCAACUCAGACCAGCAACUCUGUCACUAAGCAACACAGUCAUCAAGUUAAAAAUGCUGGCUAAGGAAUUCUGGGAGUUGAAGUCCAUAAGUCUUCAAAAUGGCCAGGGUUGGAGACCCCUGAUUUAGCCCACUAGUUUUAUGAUGGAUGUUGUUAUUUGGCUGAUGAUAAGGAUGGUAUCCACCAUCCCAACUUGGUCAGUUAGAAAAGAAAAAAAAACUCUGGUGGUCCAUGCUAAGGAUGCUGGGAAGUCAACUUGAAAUGCAUUGAUAUAAAUUGAUCAGCAAGCUUCCAAGAUCAUGCUUCAAAGCCAGCCCGUUUUGAGCCAGGUUUACACACUUACAUGAAAGUAAAUUCUAGUUCCAGUUGGGGUGUUUAAUUUUCACAACCAUCAUCCCUUCCUCUGGCACCUUGCCAACCACAGAAAUGCUUCUGAGGUUGAACAAAUUCCCGUUUUUAAAUUUUUAAACACUGCCUAUGCAUUUGCGAGAAUGGGGAACACGCAUUCGAUUUUCCUUCACUCGUUCUAUUUUUUAAAAAAAAUAAAAUACAAGGAGCGCCAUUUUCCUAACCUGGUGGCUUCUGCUCCGUUUCGUUCUGGAGGAGCCAAACUCUUAGGCACGCUGGCUGAGGGAUUCUGGGAGUUGAAGUCCACAAGUCAUCAAAGGGCCAAGUUUGAAGACCCCUGACUUAGCAUCUAAGCCCUGAUGCAAGGGGGGAAAAAAAGCUUAAGUGGAUUGCCUCUGGCUUCCUUUGGGGAGGGGGGCUUGACAAUUUUCCCAUUUGGCAGCCUCUGGUUUCUCCUUGUAUCCAAGCUCAUUAGGCACCAUUGAAAGUUAUUUUGCCAUUCCAAAACGGGGGAAAAAACUGUUCUUGUUGGGCAGGACUAUUUGCUUCCCUUUUUGGCCACAAGGUCGGAAGCAGACAAGGUUGACUCAUUUUCCAGGGCAAUAGCUAACAUGGAUGGUGCCUGGCUUCCGUUGGGACUUGGCAAUUUGCAGCCUCUGAUUUCCCCUUUCCUCCAGGUGUCGAUGGAGAUUGUCCAUCAUCCAGGUCAUGGUUGCCCCAAAGACGCUUUUCCAAAAGUUAACUGGACUUUGACAAAGUUUGACUCUGUCCAACCAAGUCCAGUUGUCUUUUGAAAAAGCACCUUUGGGUCAAGGCCUUAAAACACCCGUGGGGUGAGGAAGGCUGUCCUGCCAUCCUCCUUCCCAAUAGCCCUUUUAGUCUCUGGGCCCAAUCCACCCCACACUGGACGGCAGAGAAACGGCCUCCACUGGCCAUUCAAGAAUGGAGGGACUCCAUGUGAGCUAUCGGCCCUUCUAAAAACAGACCUCAACGGUCACCAUUGGUGAUGGCAAUUGGAGAGAAGGUGGACAUUGGCCUCUACGUGAGGAAAACUAUUCUGCUCUUCCUAUCAUCCAGAAGUAGCUUCUGUUUCAUUUCCAUUUCAUCCACCCUGUUUCCACCACUGCUCGCCAGGCCUAGAAGAGAAGGUCUCUAGAAGUUCUCCAGAAACAACGAAAAAUGGUGGAGGUGGGAUAGGGAGAAACAAAACCCCCAGACUUUGCUGCAGGCCGUAUUGCAAUAUUUUGGACUACAAUACCCCUCACGCACCAGCAUUUUGCACCUGUUAUCGGAGGCUGGUGGGAAUUAUAAUCCUCAGUAGCUGUAUCUCAGCCACCUUUCACACCCUGCUUCUAUGCAUAAUCUUAAUAUAAUCCUAUGCAUGUGAAUUGCAACAGCACAGAUAUAUAUAUAUAUACAUAUAUAUAUAUAUAUUACCACAGUAAGUGGCCACAUAAUAUAUUAUAUAUAUAAUAUCUUGCUGGCUAGCAUCAAAAAAAUGCAAUUAUUGUCUCUCCUGGCAGCUGGCGCCCCCUUACUGGAAUUGGUCAAAAAAUGCUUCCUGAUUGGAGUCAAAGUCUCCGAAUAUUUACCCAAAAGCCAUAUUUGUACUGAGCUAAAAUUAAAAAUAAUAAUUUUAAAAAAGGAAAACAUGCAUUACACAAACACACACACACAUGCAAUCUUCUGGGUUGGCUGUGGGGACAAGUGAGGUUGGCGGUCUCAAAAUUGUUGUGCUUUGUUCUUGUAUGUAUAUAAACUUUCAGGGGACGUGGGGAGAAAAAAAACGAAUUACAACUGAUGUCAAUGUUCCUUUAUAACCUUUCUAAAUAUCCUGUGCUAAUCUCAGAAGAUAAACUUAUAAAUAUAUCUGGAUAAUA
Messenger RNA from Crotalus tigris (Tiger rattlesnake), 11927 nucleotides. RefSeq names its product cell adhesion molecule 3 (gene CADM3). NCBI's taxonomy places the organism in Eukaryota, Metazoa, Chordata, Lepidosauria, Squamata, Viperidae. The transcript has 9 exons. The record is from RefSeq and is a predicted model, not a curated record. The coding region runs from base 368 to 1546 and encodes 392 amino acids. Gene Ontology annotation, biological process: homophilic cell-cell adhesion. Gene Ontology annotation, cellular component: presynaptic membrane.